Rhizophagus irregularis DAOM 181602=DAOM 197198 is the source of this 2134-nucleotide messenger RNA. RefSeq lists its product as uncharacterized. The record is from RefSeq and is a predicted model, not a curated record. Gene Ontology annotation, biological process: protein phosphorylation; signal transduction. Gene Ontology annotation, cellular component: cytoplasm. Gene Ontology annotation, molecular function: ATP binding; protein binding; protein kinase activity. NCBI's taxonomy places the organism in Eukaryota, Fungi, Glomeromycota, Glomeromycetes, Glomerales, Glomeraceae.
UUUUAUUAUUAAACUUUAAGUAUAAACUGAAUCAAAGUUUUGUAACAAUGUCUAGUAAUACUAAAUUUAAUUCAAAUGAGUGGAUUGAUUGGAUUGAAGAAGCUAUUGCAAAAAAGCACAUUAAAUAUUACGAUUACAAGCAUUUUAAUAAUAUUCAAGAAAUUGGUUUUGGAAAUUUUGGAAAAGUAUAUCGUGCUAACUGGAAAAGUUUUUGCAAUCAUUUAGCAUUAAAAUCUUUCUUUAAUUUCAAUAAUGCUACAGUUAAAGAAAUUGUUAAUGAAAUUAAUCUUCAGCGCAAAAUUGAUUUUCAUGAAAACAUUAUUCGUUUUUGUGGCAUUACAACAGCAGCAAACCAAGACAAUAAUUCAAAAAAAUAUUUGCUGGUUAUGGAAUAUGCCAAUAGUGAUACUCUCCGAAAUUAUUUAAGUGAACAUUUUGAUAAUCUCACUUGGAACAAUAAAUUGGAUCUAGCAUUUCAAUUAGCUAAUGCUAUAUCAUGCUUACAUGAUGAAGAUAUCGUUCAUCAUGAUUUGCACUCAAAUAAUAUAUUAGUUCAUAAGAAUACCAUUAAAUUAGCAGAUUUUGGAUUGUCAAAAAGGAUUGAGGAAUCAUCCAAUGUUCAAUCAAAAUUAUUUGGAAUGGUUGCAUAUGUUGAUCCACAAGUAUUUAAUAGCAAAAGGGAUAAUAAUAUCAAAAUAGUAUAUUCAUUAAAUAAAAAGAGUGACAUCUACAGUAUUGGCAUACUCUUGUGGGAAAUUUCUAGUGGACGGCCACCUUUUCAUAAUAAACCACAUGAUGAUGUUGGUUUGGCUAUGGAAAUUUUACAAGGUCUUAGAGAAAAACCUAUUCCUAAUACACCUGUAGAUUACAUAAAAAUAUACACUGAUUGCUGGAAUAAUGAACCAGAUAAUCGUCCAACUGUCAACCAGGUUAUUGCAAAAUUAAAUGAAAUUAUUUCAAAAGAAAAUGUUCAAUUAUCAAGUGAACAGAAGAGUAAUGAUAAAGUUCCCAAAAAUAUUAUUGAUAAUUUAUUAUACGGAGAAAUGUCUCAAAUCAUUAAAAAUUUUAAUAAAAUGAGUAUAGAAGAAAUAGAACCUUCAAUGUCAUCAAUCAAUAACUUUGAUAUAAUGGUUAAUGAAAUAAUACUCCUUCUUGAUAAUACAAAAAUUGUGAGGAAAAAACAUGAAGUCAUUAAUUAUCUUAAUAAUCAUAAUAUAACUUCACAAGAAAUUUAUGCUUGGUUAUUAAAUAAUCAAAAUAAUUCAAAUUCUGUUUUUUUACUUGGAAUAUUUAAUCACUUUGGAAUUGAAGUUAAUGUUAAUGAACAAAAGGCAUUUGAGUUAUACCAAAAUGUAGCGAAUUUGGGAAAUGUAUUUGGGAUAACUAGUUCAGGAUAUUGUUAUAAUUAUGGAAUUGGAACCAGUGUUGAUAAUAAGAAAGCGUUUGAACUAUAUCAAGAAGCUGCAAAUUUAGGAAAUUCACGUGGAAUAUAUAAUUUAGGAUAUUGUUAUAGUAAUGGAAUUGGAACUAAUAUUGACAAUCAAAAGGCAUUUGAAUUAUAUCAAAAGGCUGCAAAUUUAGGACUUUUAUCUGGAAUAUACAAUUUAGGAUAUUGUUAUGAAAAAGGAAUUGGAACUAAUAUUGAUAAACAAAAGGCAUUUGAAUUAUAUCAAAAGGCUGCAUAUUUAGGUGAAAGUUAUGCUCAAUAUAAUCUUGCUUUAAUGUAUGAAAAUGGAGAGGUAAUUAAAAAGAAUAUGAAUCAAGCAACUUAUUGGUAUGAAAAAUCUGCUGAACAAGGAAAUCAAUAUGCUCAAGACAGAUUAAAUGAAUUAAAGAAACAUGAAUAGGAUUUUUUGUAUAAUUUAUUGACUUUAUUUAAUAAAUUCUGUUACGAAUUACUUUUUUUUUUAAUUAUAUUAGUAUGGGAUAAAAAUGAUUUGGUACAACUCCGACUCAUAACUCUCCAAAAUCCAAAAAAAUUCGUAAUACUCCAAAACUCAUAAUACUAAGAUUUUAAACUAUAAAUCUGAAACUCACAUAUCUUGAAAUACCAUAAUUCUGGUAUUUGAUAGUUGCAAAAUACAUAAAUCUAUUCCCAAAAAUUUUAAUAUUUCACUAAUAAAAAUUGUAAAUU